AUGGCCAAAGAAAAGAUCAAAGGCGCAAAAGGCGUGCCUAACAGGCACCUCCAUGCGCGAGUCGCAUUUCUUCACCAAGCAGCGUUGCAUCUAGCACGUGCUUCGAAGGACUCGCAAGAUCAUGCGGAUGCYUCGCUCACUCGUGCACCUCCAUCGGAUGGAUUGGACACAUCGUCAGUCGCGGGAGUCAAACCAUCACAUUCCACCACUACAGGUCUUCCUCACCAUCUUUCCUCUCAGCUGCGUCAGGUCGCUUUAAAGGCUCAAAUCCGCCUGGACACUUCGGUCAAGCGCGGCUUUUGCAAGACUUGCAAUKGAGUUCUGCUCGAGGGAGAGACAUGCUAUAAAUUCACCGAGAAUCUGUCUCGCGGUGGUCAAAAGCCGCAUGCAGAUAUGCUGGUGCUGGAAUGCAUGGCAUGUGGGACCAAGAAGCGGUUUCCCACGACCACAAUGCGCCAGAGAAAGAAAGGUGAGAGGAGGAAGAUCUCUUCAGCUGACGCCGGAGUAGCUGUCAUUUCUCCGUCCAAAUGA
Ramularia collo-cygni is the source of this 531-nucleotide messenger RNA. RefSeq lists its product as uncharacterized. Gene Ontology annotation, cellular component: nucleolar ribonuclease P complex. Bases 1 to 531 code for a protein of 176 amino acids. NCBI's taxonomy places the organism in Eukaryota, Fungi, Ascomycota, Dothideomycetes, Mycosphaerellales, Mycosphaerellaceae. The transcript has a single exon. The record is from RefSeq and is a predicted model, not a curated record. Gene Ontology annotation, biological process: tRNA processing.